GUAUAAAGACCUAUCUAUAUCUAUAUGAAAGGAUGUAAUUUGUGUGUUUAAAGGAUGUAAAUAUUGACGUGUUUCAAGUUUUGUACGAAUUUAUAUGCUCACACAUAUAUGUACAAUCUACCAUUUUACCGUUUUCGUUUUUAAGUGGACAAUUUAUUACACAGUGUGAUUAUUAUUAAAACUUUGCUAAAAGAUGAAUGAAACUAGCACUCGUUGGUGCUUUGCACCAGGUUGUAUGUUGAAUAUAAAAAUAGCGAAACGACAUUUCUUUCGAUUUCCAAAAGAAAGAGAAAGAUGGCUAGAAUGGAUUAAAGCCUGCAAUAGAAUGGACUUAGAGACAAUAGGUCCAGAAUAUGCUAAUCAAUACUAUCGUUUAUGCCACUUGCAUUUUCGAGUAGAAAUGUUUCGAAAUAUAGAAGGUAGAAUCUAUCUUAAGAAAGAAGCUGUACCAUCAAUAUUUUUGAAACCGAUACAGACAGGAAAUAAUAAAUCUACAGACUUGUUACAACCAAUUUCUUUUGUAACUAUAUUUUUGAAGCCAGAGAGCAGAACCAGAAACUCAUCAUCAAAUAUGACUACGCAAUUGAGUUUGACACAUCCAAUAAAAACUGAUGAAAGAGAUACAACUGUAAUUUCACCACUACAAGUACUUUUUCCAAGAGCAUCUAUAAAGCAAGUGUAUGAGGAUAGAAAUACACUAUCAGUUCAGACAACAUUGCUAAAAGAGAAGUCAGAGAACGAUAAUGAAAAUAUCCCUAAGCCAGAGGUGCAACUCGUCAGAGAAGUAUGCACAGACUUGGUAACACCGACAUCAUCACGAAUAUCUCCGGAAUGCGACAAUGGCGAUAUCAUAGAUUUAACGUCUACGGAUUCUUUAGUGGCAACGACAUCGAAAACCGUAUCAGUUCAUGCAAUACCACAAAAUGGUGACAGAACUCCAAAAAGAAGACGUUGGCACAUUUCAACACAGACGCCAGAAGCGUGGAUAUAUAUCGAUUCUUUUUUAAAAAAGAGACGAAUAGAAAAUCUCGAAACUCAUAUCGAUAACCAGGUCGCGAAGCGAUCGAAAAUGCUCUAUGUGGAAAACGAAGAUCAUUGCGCGAAGGUGGAUCAGUUUAAAGCAGCAUGCGCGGACUUGUUGCCGCGUAACUAUGCCUUAUUAGUAUCUGCGUUCAUUAACGCUCGCGAGAAACGCAAGGCCAAAAAAAAUUUUGCGGAUAGACAAUCUGCGCUCGAGUUUUUCCUCAUAGCUUCUGGCGCCUACCGAUUUUAUCGGCCGUUAUGCCUGUUGCCCACUGUGCGUCAAUUGUGGAGACAUAUCCGUAAUUGGGAUAUACCUCCCGGCUUGAACGAUAAUGUGUUUAACGCAUUACAUUUGAAGAUGAAAUCACUACCAUCGACAGAGAGACUUUGCUGUCUUUGUAUAGGCGAAAUGCGAUUGAGACCGUAUCUUUUUUACAAUUUAUCGCGUGAUAGAAUCAUCGGUUUCCAUGAUAUCGGCGUAGAGAAACGGCGCACGCUAGCGAGAAAGGCUCUAGUAAUAAUGGCGCGUAGCCUCAACGGUGACUGGGAACAGCCUGUCGCUUAUUAUUUCUACGGCAGCACGUGUUGUGCCAAUAUCAUGAAAGAUCUGAUAUUUCAGGCGAUAAUUAAAUUAAAGAGCAUUGGCGCGGCUGUGCAUGCCUUGAUUACAAGCACAGCACCAGCAUUUCUACGAUUAUCGCGGCAAUUAGGAAUUUCUGUGGAGCAUUCAUUCUUUUUGGUAAACGGCGAGAAAAUAUUUUACAUUUUUGAUGUUCCUCGUUUGAUAAGAGCAACCAGAAACAUUUUCAUGAAUUACGAAUUUCGCUACCGCGAAAAGAGAGCCUCGUGGACGGAUAUCGAACUGUUGUUCAGGCGUGACGGUCAAAUGCGAAUACCGCUGGUUCCUAAAUUAUCCGUAGGUCAUCUUGAGCCUAGUAAACGUCAAAAGACAGAAACCAAGUAUGCCGUUCAAGUAUUUAGCAGCAGCAUGGCUGCAGGAUUAAGCGCGCAUAUCGCGUCUGGCGAGUUUCCGUUGAAAGCAAUUGGAACGAUGGAAUUUGUAUACACUUUUGAUCAGCUGUUCGACAUUCUAAACUCAUCUGACUCAACUAAGACUAAUACUAAGGCUUUUGGUCAAGCUUUCACGGGUAGCACACACGAAAUGUGCUUUUUGCAACAAACGCUCGACUUCUUAAAGUCGAUCAGAGUGACCGACAUAAACGGCAUGUGCGUGAGAUCGAUGAAAUCCUUUGAUCGUUGGCAGAUUACGAUCAACGCGGUUAUCCAAUUGUGGAAUAAGUUGAAGGAGCAUCAGAUCCCCUUUCUUCGCACGAGAAGAUUGAAUCAGGAGGGCAUCGAGCGCGUUUUCCGUUCUAUUAGACGACAAAGCGGAAAUCGUGUUAAACCUACACCCAUUUUGUUUACUCGCGCGUUCAAGAACCUCGUAAGCAAGCACUUUCUCGAGCAUUCAAGUGAAGACAAUUCCGCCGCGAACGCACGGAGAAUGCUCAAGCGAAUAGCGUUGUCAGCAUCGUCGCUUCAAGUUGAUACAGUUCAACCCGUUACUACUCAAAUAGCUUUAAGCGUCGCGGCGACGAACUAUCGUAACAUCGAUUUGCGACUGCCCGAGAAAAGCGCGUUUAAACGCGUCUGUGAAUUUCUACUCAACGAAUGUUUACUUACGCACGCUAAUUGCGACGCGUGUAUUGACUAUGCCGCUAUGGAAAACUCAUUCAAUAAAGAGGCGUCGAGCUCUUUCAGCCUUUACGUUUCUGGUUUGGAGGACACGUUUAUGCUCAAUUUCGAGAAAUUCUCCAUCGAGGACAAUCUCGGCGCGCAGAUGUUGCAGUUUGCACAGCAAGUUGAGUAUAAACCGCCUUGUCCGGAUUUUCCAAUUGCUUUUUUGAUCAAAUUGUUCUUACGUAUGCGAAUAUAUUUUACAUUGUCGCGUCAUAAUAAGAUCUGCAAAGUCGUAGAAUCGCGUAAUUCUUUAAAUGUGAUACAAUUGUAAGUUUGUUUUUAUUGCGUUUAAUUUUAUUCAGAUAUUUAUGUUUGUUUUUAUUAUGUUACAUUUGCGUGUACGUUUUCGUUUAUAUCGGUCAUUAUUUUUUUUUCUCACGGUACAUAUUAUUACAUUUAAAGUAUAAAUUUUUAUGCCGAGUUUUCGUUGAAUCAGACAAGUAUCUCAAAUUUAAGAACGAUAUAAAGACACGUUUUUCCUUUUUUUUUUAAGUGAUUAAUUUUGUGUUAGAUGCAAAUCUUUGCAGGAGAUAAUGUAGGCCGAUUUUUAACAGUAAUUUUGCAAAACUUUUUUUUGAUAUUUUUAUUUUGUUAAUUGUUUAAUUUGUUGUUGCAUUUUAUUGCAUACUAUUCGACGUAUUAUUUGUGUGAGUGAAAUGCUUAAUAUAUUAUUUAAUGCUUAAUGCUUUGAAAUUAAGAUUUGCAAACCAUUAUUAAUGUGACACAUUGUUUUUUUUUUCUUUUUUUUGAUCUUGCUUCUUUAUGCAAAAGAAUCUUUGCGAAAUGAAUAGAAUGUAACUAAAAUGUGAAAGUUGGAAUACUUGAAUUUUAUUUUCAACAAGCAGGAUAUAGAUUUUAAACUAAUAAUGAAGAAUUUGUGAGGAAGUUAUGACUUAGUUUAAUGUACAGGAUAGUACAUGAUAGAUUGUUAUAUUCUCAAUCACUAUUAAGAAUAUUUAUUUUAUCGUUUAAAUGUGUCUUUAAUUAAAUGUUUAUUAAGUACACAAAUAAAAUUACACGGAUAUGUAAAAUCUUGCUUUCUGGUCUACUAGUAUUUGAAUUGGUAUGACGUUCACGUAGCGAUGGUACGAUGAGUUUUUUCGUCAUAGUCGGCAGUUAAGGAUUAAAUGCGUUACUAUAUGUAUAUAUAUAUACAUAUGUAUAAGAAACGUUCGACGUGUUACAAGUAGGUCAAGCUAUGACGCGCAACAGUAAUCGAUAUAAUCUAAAUACGAUGUACUCGCAAAGGGUGAAGUAAUGCCACGGCAUAAACGCGCUUCGCUAAAUACGGAAGCAGAUUGGAUCGUUGCUUGUGCUUACCAGUGGUACCCAUAUUGUUACUUUAUGAUUAAUAGAAGAUAAAUUCUAGCAGGUAGCAAUAUGUAAAGAGCUCGUUGAAUAUAUGUAAGUUCUAAAAAUGAGUUUUCUUUUUUUUUAGAGAAUUUUGUUUAUGAGAAAUUAUAUAUUUAUCUUACAAUCUUUGAUUUUCUUGUUCUCUUCAAAUGUCUGAAUAUAUAUUAUUAUUCAAUUUCAAAUAUAGAAGAAAAGCAAGACUCGAAGAGAGAACCAAUAUUCAUGAAUUUCAAAGAACAAAAUUCUUUUAAAAUUUGGUGCGCAAGACAUUUUUUAGAAUAUUUAAUGAUAAAAUUAAAGAAGAAAGAAUCUGGAGAUAUACCGUUAAAUUCUUUGUAAUACACUUUGCGAAACAAAAGAAAUUUCUUGGAUAAUAUACAAUUCUAAGAUGCUUUUUUCUUUUGCAGGAUUUUUUGUUUUAUGUAUGAUCUUCAAUGAUCGAGCUACAAUUAUAAGCUUUAAUAAUAGCCUUGUGCCGCUAUUGCGAAUAUUAAUAUUAAGAAACUCAGACUAUUGAGAAACUCUGGUAAGGCAGGUGAAGAAAUCGAUUCGAUAGUCGCUCCUAUACACGUGAUCCGCGCGCGCAUGUAUCCGCGCGGACUUGCGGCUACAACUCUGCGUAGGCGACGGCGGGUUACCUAGGACACCGUGUACAUACGAGGAGUGCCGCGUUGCAGGCAACACUUUCAGCACAGUCGUGUCCUCGGUGACGGCGUCGACGGGACCAUGCACGUCCGGAUUGAAGCAUUAAACAACCGUGUUCAAAUGACAGUUUCAAGUGCUUGAGAUUAAUUUAUGAAGACGUAAUAAUCGAAGAUGUAAAUACAGGAGAAUCGUCGAGGACUAAACGUUCGUGAAAUGUCAGCGUGAAUCAAUCUCAGCAUCUACAAACGUAGUGGCCGACCGUCACCUCGCUAUUUGGCGCGCCAGUAUGCUCCUACGUUGUCCUCCGGACUGAACUUCCUGAUACGUGAAUCAGGAUCGCCGGAAGCUGACCUCGUGCGGCGAGGAUGA
Molecule: messenger RNA, 5130 nt
Organism: Cataglyphis hispanica
Lineage: Eukaryota; Metazoa; Arthropoda; Insecta; Hymenoptera; Formicidae
Exons: 11
Coding region: 194-3034 (946 amino acids)
Source: RefSeq, a predicted model, not a curated record